AUGAGAGGGGGACUCAACAGCGAAGCGGUACUGAGUAAUGAAGGUGAUUUCCAAAACAGCAUCAACAUUAAGCGGCUAAGCCUUAAGAGGAGACCCAGAGCGGUCAUCUGCGAUGCGGAAAAAGCACAAAGUGGCAUUUCACCCAGCCAGUGGCCUUCUGCAGAGUCCCUGUCAUCGUCAUCGAGCAGUGAUGACACAAGGCUGCUGGGAAUGUCUUCUGUACCCAAAGGACGACCUCCUCUUCCUCCACCUCACGGGUCCACCACAGAUAAAAACCAGCCCAGGAAUGAUGGAGGUCCGACUGCCAGAGUUCCUUCGUUGCAAAAACAGAACCCCGUGCUGGAGCAACAACACCUCAGCCUGGAGCAGGAGAUAGCAAGCCAUCUUCAGCCUGGUUCCCGUCGCCGACUGGCCAGCUUCGGAGGCGUUAGCUCCCCUGGCUCUGUUUCUCGCUUCACCGGUCUGGGUGCUUAUAAUGACACCAACAUUGAUAGCAAAGCUUCCAACGCAGGCAGUGAUAUCUAUGGACACCUUGGCUCCUCCCUGGGCAGCAGAGGCAGCACGGGAUGCCUCCAGCUGAGCCCGCAGAGCUCUGGAAGAAGUACCCCGGUGACAAGCCCCUUGCAGCUGCAGAAUGUCCGGGAUCAGAUGGUGGUGGCUCUGCAGAAGCUGAGAGAACUUGAGGAACAGGUGAAGAUCAUCCCUUUCCUCAAGGUGAAGAUCUCAGUCCUUCAGGAGGAGAAGAAGCAUCUGGCUUCUCAACUCAAGAACCAGAAUAAGGACACAGAGACGAGUACCGACGAAGGUUUUUUCACCAAAGAGAAGCGAGACUGCUAUGACUUUGGUGACCAGGAAGAUGAAAUGCUGGCACUCGAAAGAGCCAUCAAAAGCAGACAUUUCCCAGCAUGGCAAGAAAAAAUCCAUGUGAAUGAUGAUGGUGAUACUGCUAAAGAAGCCACCAAGGACAACAAAUAUAAAUCCAUUGCAGCACGUAACAUGGAACUGGAAGCAGAAGUUGAAUCUCAACAUCAGACAAUUGGCAUCUUAAAGGAGAAGAUUUGUCACUUGGAGGCCGAGUUGAAAGAAUCUACUCUCCAAGCAGAGAUGAGUCGUCUGAAACUGGAGCUCCAAGCUGCAGAAGCCAGAAACCGAGCUGACAAAGCCUCCUCUGCCCACCCUUCGACCACUAGCAGCAGCACACAAGCCGGGCCCAGUACCAUCAGCCAGGGCGUGGGCAACCACACCGAGCUAAGAGAUGCCAGCACAGGAGAUGUGAUCCAGGUGAAGAACGUUGCUGUGUCGUGUUGUGGACCUGACUUGAAGAACGUCUGCGCUGGACCCGAUCUACCAAUGAGCCACUGGGAGGUCAGAGAGCGAGUGGAAACCAAGGAGAAGGGUUCAGGAGUUCACAUUCUGACAAUCUCUCAAGGAGUCGGCGUGGAGGUGAAGGUUUGUGAUGUGGGAAGCAACACAGAAGCUCCAUGUGAGAAUUCACAGUCUAAGAAUCUCAAAUCGGUCGCAUGUGGAGAGUGUUCUGUGAACGUGGUCGUCCGUGAAGCAAAGAUCAUGGUCUCUAAAGGUGUGACCACAGAUCCAGUCAAAGGGGUCACUCUUGGACUCACGGCGUCACCGCAGACAACGUCUCAGCGUAGCAGCACCUCACUCAGCUCUGUGUCUCGCUUCACUAACACGAGGCAUGCCUUCAACGUGGACUCCAGCACCAACACUGUCCUCAAAAGCCAGCACAAGCACACCAACACCUCCAAGGCCCCCACCACGAGAACAGUGUCGGUUGGAAGCAGGCUCAAAGACACCAAGGGCAUCCCAAAGACCCGCACGGUUGGAGUGGGGACCAGUCCCCUGGAAGAACAUACCCAGAAAUACAAUACUCGGGACAUCGGUGUUGGGUUUGCUAGCAUUCACGAAAACUUUCUGGUUGGACUUAAAACCCAAAACAUGGCCUCUGGACCGUCCCAUCUGCCUGACCCAGUCAAGACGAGAAGUAUUGGUGUAGGGGAGGGGAGGAUACGUGAUCUGUCAGGUCCAAACAGUCCACAGGUUGCAUCUUCCCAGAGUAAUUCAGACCUGGAAGGCGCCAUAGAAAAGACACAGAGAGUGGUCAACCAGUGUGGAGAUCCUCUGUUGGUUCACCUGAGCAACAACCAGAGUCUCACAAGCUCCACAUUCUCAUGCAGUAACAAAGGAGGUGAAGAAGUCCAUCCAUUUGACUCAGCUAACACAGAAAGUCAACUCCCGCCUAAGCUGCCGGCCGACUCCUGUAAUUCCAACAAACCCAAUCCGGGAAUCUGUCCACAGGGCGGUUACGACUCGGAGGUGAAAAGAAUGAUACAGAUGUUAGAGCAACAGACAUCGUCAGCUAUGAGAGAUGGAUCUAAUAUGGGUGUUCUACGCAAGGGAGUGAAGAAAGACGGUGACCAAAGCUGUAGCAAUACCAGAAAAAACAUGAGGUUUAUGAAGGUGACCAGCGGGUUGAACCCUGUGUCACCUGACAAGGAGGAGGCGGAGCGAGCGCCAAUCAGGAAGUCUUCUCAGGACAUAGCACCAGCCAGACGGCUGAAAAGCGUCCCCAGCAAGGCAACCAAAGGGUCUACAAAAUCACAAAUCACCAAGAGGUGCAAGUUCACUGAGAAGAUGCUGUCGGCUUGCCAGGCCCUGAAGAUGCACCUAAAUGAGGGCAAACGUUUACCCGGCAGGGAACUGCGUGACUGCCUGCAGACGGUCCAGCAGGAAUGGUUCUCCGUGUCCAGCCCCAAGUCGGCCUCCGCCGAAUCCGUGGAAGACUACUUGUCCGGUUUCCGAGUCAUUUCACCCUCGCUGCUGCGACACGUGGCCAACAUGGCCGACGGCAACGGAAACACCGCUCUGCACUACAGCGUGUCGCACUCUAACUUCAGCGUGGUGCAGAAGUUACUCGAUGCCGACGUGUGUGAUGUCAACAAGCAAAACAAAGCGGGCUACACUCCCAUCAUGCUCGCCGCACUUGCCGCCGUGGACAAAGCAGAGGACAUGAGCGUGGUGGGGCGGCUCUUCGACAGAGGAGAUGUCAACGCCAAAGCUAGCCAGGCUGGUCAGACAGCUCUGAUGUUAGCGGUGAGCCACGGCCGGGUGGACAUGGUGCGUGCGCUCCUGGCCCGCGGGGCGGAGGUCAACCUCCAGGACGACGAGGGCUCCACGGCGCUGAUGUGUGCAAGCGAGCACGGCCACGCCGGCAUGGUGAAGCUGCUGCUUGAGCAGCCGGACUGUGACGCCAUGUUGAAGGACAGCGAUGACAGCACGGCCUUGUCCAUCGCUUUGGAGACGGGACAUCACGACAUCGCCGUUCUUCUCUACGCGCAUACCAACUUCUCCAAAGGACACGGCGAGGCUCAUCAGGGUGGCAGGUCGUGAACCGUCUCUGCUCAACGCUAGACGAAUGCCACAUUCCCAUGCUUUAAAAAUAACUUAAAAAAUCUUUCUAAAUCUAUGAGUCCAUUUCAAGAGAGCUAAAUGCAGCGUUUCAGUCAGUUGGAGAGAUGCUGUUGUUAUUUAUUGGACAUAACAAGUUGACUUUUCAACUUGAAUCACAAUUUGGAGAAGCUCAUUGGUGAACAUUUAUAUAGCACAACAACACAAGGGUACGACACGUGUAACACGCUUUCAUACCACUUUUAAAGCACAUGCAGAGUUAGAUAAAGCUGCCUGGAAUAGUUGCAAGGAGGUCUGACUACUCAGCCAGCUCCAUUUCCUUUAUGUUUAGUACCUUGUGUAAAGCAGGUACUUUGCACAACACAGCAGCAGCAGAACCAAUGUUGUAAUAGCAAUAAGGUGCCAAAUGCUCAGUCAGCAUAAAUAGCUGCAAUGACUUGAUUUUUUAACAGUGCGGCAAGUGUAACACGCAAGGUAGCCGUCCCAAUAUUUUUAAAGCUCACGCCGAGGUAGACAAAGCUGCAUGUAGCGAUGUUGUAAUAGCGCUAAGGAGGAUUGACUGCUCAGCCAGCAUGAAUACCGCUCAAAUUCUUCCAUUUGUAUUCCUUACUGAAGCAGAUGCAGCAUAUUGCGCAACAGAACCAAUGUUGUAAUAGUGGUAAGGACCAAAUGCUGAGUCAGCAGUAAUAGGAAGUAGCAAGUAAUAGUUAAUUGUAGUGCAGUAAGAGUAACACGCAUGGGUUUCACACCAGCAGCCAACCCAACAUUUUUUAAAGCGCAUACAGAUGUAGAUAAAGCGGCCUGGGGUUUGACUGCUCAGCCAGCAUUAAUAUGGCUAAUUUCUACUAUCCUUUACUUCCUUAAUAAAACAGGUAUAUAUCACAACAUAGCAGCAACAGAACCAAUGUUGUAAUCGUGGUGAGGGGCAAAACGCUCAGUCAGCACGAAUAGCUCGGGGGAGUUGACUGUAAAAAACAGAACAGCAAUUGUAACAUGAAUGACUAGCAAUAUUUGACAUCGCAUGCAGAGGUAGAUAAAGCCGCUAGAGGCCGGCCACUCACAAUACUUCAAAUGCAGAUAAUGCCAUCUUCAUUGUCACCAAUAGUACAGCAAGUCUAAGACACGUGACUUUCACACCAACAUUUUUGAAGCGUGCGCAGAGGUAGAUGAAGCUGCUUGUAAUAAUGCUAAGGAGCUUUGACUGCUCAGCCGCCAUUAACAGUGUCCUUCCAGUGGGUGGCGCCCUGGAACGCCUCCAUUACUGAGUGCCCGUGCAUGUCAAAUGCCUCUGAGUCAUUUCCCCGGCAAGUGCAAUCAAAUAAAACGAUACACAAGAGCCACUGCCGCCGUCAAUUUCCUGUUGCCACGGCAACAGGCGGCAGCUUUAAGCGCUCCUUGGGAACACAUUGCUCGGAUGACGUUGUUAUUACAGCGGCGCUGGCUAAUCCGAUCCGGCACACCGCAUUCCAACUUAAUUAGAAGUUGUCUUCCAAACAUCUGUCUUGUUUACUUCCA
Molecule: messenger RNA, 4941 nt
Organism: Doryrhamphus excisus (bluestripe pipefish)
Lineage: Eukaryota; Metazoa; Chordata; Actinopteri; Syngnathiformes; Syngnathidae
Source: RefSeq, a predicted model, not a curated record